AUUUAUAAAAUUUAUUUAUAUGUUUGCACCAAUUUAAUUAUAUAAGUAAUAGAUAAUGACUUUUUAAUUAUUCAAUAUAUAUUUAUUAUUUUAUAAUAUGUUAUAAGCAUAUAAUAUAUGAAAUAAUUUAUAUAUAUAAUGUUCAUCUCGCGCAAGGCGCAGAUCUUAACCUAGUAUUUAAAAAAGUUGAAACAUGAAUAAGUAAAUUGUUCCGGACGAAAUAGGACCCAACACAAACGCUACUAUAAGAUUAUCGUAAUCACGAAAUCUGGAUAUAUACUAAUAUAAUCGUGCACACAACCAAAUAAUUAAGCUGUCAGUUGACGAAAUGAGUAUGAUCAAUCUCAGUGGCUUAUUAUAUGACUCAUGCAAGUGACCUAGAAUGCACCACAAAAAGUUCAGACUGGACCAGCUUGUUAUCCUAUAUGUAUACACUCCUUUUUAGUUAUCUUGAAUUAGCACGUAGGGCUAUUAAAUUUAACAAAUUUAUCAUGUCGAACUUAUAUGUUCACAUCAUUUUACAUGUUUUACAUAUACACGUAAAGAUAAUUUUAAUAGUUUGCAAAAUCAUAAUUCAUAUAUAAAUAUAGUAAAAUGAAUGUGAAUUGUUGAAAGAACAUACGUACAAAAGGUGUUUCUAACUAAUCAUUAUUUUAGUCCCAGGAGCCAUUAAGAACGAAAAAAAAAAAGCUAGCAACAUCUUAACGAAUUAACAGUAAAAGUAGUGAAGCGUUACGUGUUUCAUGGUUAGCCCGUGGACAUUGAAGGAUUGACCACGUAGAGUUAUAUAAACUACUACUGGUAUUGAAUCUUGAAACAGUGUAUUUUCUUAGGGAAAAAUAUCAUUUAAAUUACCAAUUUUCAAAUUUGGUUGAAAAGAACAUGAAUUAAUUUGAUAUCAGUGGACCAUUUAAUACCUUAACUUAUCUUGACUAGUUAUUUAAAAUUUCAAUUUACUUUAACUAACUCAAUUUUAAGACGUCAUUGUUUUGGUUAACAGUUUGAUUAAACAGGGUUAAUUUCCGUUUAUAAUCUAUGUUAAACUAAAACGACGUCGUUUGUAAAUUAGAAAGAAACCUAGAUCAUUUCUUUCCCAAACCUAAAUUUCUAAUUCUCUAAAAAUUCAGAAACACAUUUUUUUUUCAAAGUUGUGCGAUAAUGUUAUAUUUAGUUCCAGAUAACCGCAAAAUCUUUCUUUUUCAUGAGAUUUUCCCUUCUUUUGAGUUGACCUGAAUAAACAUCGUCGUUUGAGAACUCUCCCUCUGUGUGCAUUAUUUCUGAAUUUUCAGAGGAUGAGGAAUUUAGGUUUGGGGAAAAAAAUGAUUUUUUUUUCUAAUUUACAAACUACGUCAUUUUAGUUUAAUAGAUAUUAUAGACGGAAAUUAACUUCGUUUAAUCGAUCUAUUAAGCAAAAUAAUAGCAUCUUAAAAUUGGCUUAGUCAACAUAAGUUGAUACUUUAAAUAGUCCACGAGAAAAUUCAUUUUUUUUUCUCAACCAAAUUUUAAAAUUGAUGAUUUAAAUGACAUUUUCACUAUUUUCUUAUCUUAUUUUAAAUACCUUGUCGAUAAUAGUACAAACAAAAUCAACAAACUCAAAUUAAUUAUAUAAUACUUCCCCUAUUUUAAAAUAUAUGAAGUUUUAGGAUGGAGCAUAAUUAUGUUUAUUUAUCUAAAAAAUAUCAUUAAAAUAUAAAUUAAAAAUUGUUCAACCAAUCACAAAGCAGAAUACAAAAUAUGAUUGGUUACACAGUUUUUGAUAAAGUUAAAAAAGUAUAUUAAAAUAUGAAAACAUCAUCUAUUUUAAAACAUAAAAAACUUCAUAAAACAUCAUCUAUUUUGAAACGGAGGGAGUAGUAGUAUUAAUAUGCCUUUCUAUCUCAAUAACUUUAACCCAUAUAUUUUGAGACUCCAAUUAACUAAGUAAUAACAGACGUCAGCGUCCACAUUCUUUUUUUAUGUUAAAAAAAAACUAUGAACGAUAAUGGAAUGUGGAGAAGCGUAUAGAGUAAGAAGAGUUCAGGGUCUCAGUCAUUUUCACAGGCUAAAUAUAUGGACCAGCUCAGGCUCCUGUGGAAAAAAAAUCGAUCAAAGUUAGACUUUUAAAAAUAAAAUAACAAUUAAGUUAUAAAAAUAAAUAUUUUCAUGAUUUGUUUUUUUAUCUAAAUAUUUUUCACGAUAAAUUCUUAGAAUUCAUGCAUAUAGAAAUAUAAUGAACAUAAUGAAUAUAAUUAUUUUUUUACUAUAAAUUUUAAGUUACUAUCAAUUGAUGAUAUUUACUCAAAUUAAAUAUCUAUAUUUUAAAAUACACAAUUUAUAAAUAUCAAUAACUAAAUUUUUUAAUUUUUUAAAAAAAUUAUAUAUGUUAGUCAAAAAUAAAUAAUUAUUUUUUUGAAAAUUGAUGAAAUAUUAAAUAAUUAAUGACAUAAACAAACAGAAAAUUUGUUGGUUAGUUACCCACACGGGGUCAGCAUUUACUCUGCUAUGAUUUACUGUUCAAUACAUGUCACUUAUGAGACGGAUUCUUCUCAUAUUCCUUUGACUCGCGCGCGGACAUCAGUCAAAUGCGUCGCGCUCUUGAAUUGAUUAAACAAUGACUAUUUAGUGAAAUAAAUAUUUAAGUUGAUACAAAAAUAUUAAUUAAAAAUAUCUAAGUUGAUUGGAGUAUAACUUUAUUUUCUAGUUAUAGUUAAAACGGCUUAAAAUCCCGUAGUUUAACUAUGUAAAUUUAUUUGAUGGACACCUAUACAUUAGGCAACUUAAUAUUUUUCUCCUCACAGUAUACACUUGUUAUCCUUUACUACUAUUUACGUACUUAUGACAAUGAUAUACAUACUAACGUACGCAUAUGCAUAUGGUACCUACUGUCAUAUGGAUUCGCAUGCGUGAGUGUGUAUGUAUAUACAUAUACACUUAUCUAUAAAAAAUUACAAGUAUGUGUGUUAAUAUAAAUAUAAAGGCAUCGCCACGGUUCAAGUUUGUCUCUUCAUUACUAGCCUGCCUCUCUAACUUUACCUUCUCUUCUUCUUUCUACUCAAUUAAUGGCGAUUUUACCGGAAAACUCUUCACACCUGGAUCUUACUAUCUCCGUACCAGGCUUCUCUUCGUCUCCACCCUCCGAUGAAGGAAGUGGCGGAGGAAGAGAGCAGCUAAAGCUAGACAUGAAUCAAUUGCCGUCUUCGUCUGAAGACGAUGAAGAACUCAGCCACGGUGGCUCUGCUCCUCCCCGCAAGAAACUCCGUCUAACCAGAGAACAGUCUCGUCUUCUUGAAGAUAGUUUCAGACAGAAUCAUACUCUUAAUCCCAAACAGAAGGAAGCACUUGCAAAGCAUUUGAUGCUACGGCCAAGACAAAUUGAAGUUUGGUUCCAAAACCGUAGAGCGAGGAGCAAACUGAAGCAAACUGAGAUAGAAUGUGAGUAUUUUAAAAGGUGGUUUGGUUCGCUAACUGAGCAAAACCAUAGGCUCCAUAGAGAAGUAGAAGAGCUUAGGGCCAUGAACGUGGGACCACCCACGGUGACCUCCGCCUCGAGCCUCAGCAUGUGUCCUCGCUGCGAGCGAAUCACUACUGCAGCCAGCCCCUCGCUGGCGAUUCCUUCCCAGAAAACGCUUCCGCCGCAAGAGAGUGAGCAUUGAUUUAUGUAUUUAGUUAUUUUUGGAUAUGGUUUAGAAGUCAACGAAACUGAUGAUAACAUGAUUUCCUUGUAAAUAUAGUAAUUAGGGAUUCUAUGCGCGCACGGCGAAUCUUUGUAGAUAUUUUACUUAUUUGAUCAAAAAUCCAAUCCACUUACUUUUGUUUGAAGA
This is a messenger RNA of Brassica rapa (field mustard), 3800 nucleotides long. Its product is annotated as homeobox-leucine zipper protein ATHB-17. NCBI's taxonomy places the organism in Eukaryota, Viridiplantae, Streptophyta, Magnoliopsida, Brassicales, Brassicaceae. Gene Ontology annotation, biological process: regulation of DNA-templated transcription. Gene Ontology annotation, molecular function: sequence-specific DNA binding; DNA-binding transcription factor activity, RNA polymerase II-specific. The record is from RefSeq and is a predicted model, not a curated record.